AACAGCUUCCCAACCGUGUCAAAAUGCUCAAAACGCGUCGCCUUUUGCCAACAUUCCAAAUUCGCCUUUCUGACCUACCCUUUUCCUAAAACCUUCACUUUCAUGGCACUCUUACUUAUCAUCACUGUACCCAUCGCUAAAUUGCACCACCUCGAUCGUUCUCCGUUCUAGUUGAACAUUAAAGUGCUAUAUGAUGAAAACCGCAAGUUACACCAACAAGAUAAACUUUUACACCGACGAAGAACUGCGGCUUGAGCCCAUUACUUUGACAGAGACAAGAUUGGACGCCGCGUACAAGCAAUUGAAUAUCCACGUUCCGGGAGCUGAAAAUCUCAUCAAGAUCACGAAACAACUUAAACACCAAGGUCUGCAAGCAUCCGAGAAGUCAAGUCUCAACAAAAUACUCAAUGGCGGCAAUGACCAUGAUAUCAACGUGUACCUGCGCACACAAAGCAACGAAGGGAUUAAAUUAAAAGGACUGCUACUUUUAGUAGCUUUGGCGCAUUUAUUCAACCUUCGUGUGCAUUAUUUUUCGACCAGGAAGCAUGCACGGAUCAUUAAUCCUUCCGGCAAGAAGAUAGUGGCCGUAUUACACCAUGUCGACUCGUAUUUAUGCACUUCUACACAAUGGUUCAGCUUAGAAGACACUCCUGACCACAAAGUGAGCUUAGGAAAAGAAGGGUUAUAUGUCAUAAUGUGAUAUCUUUUUGGAAGAGUAUGCCAUCUAAACGGUGAUUUCAUUUUACAGGUACCCAAAGAAAAACAAAACAAGCAAAAACCAUCUGCACCA
Zychaea mexicana is the source of this 790-nucleotide messenger RNA. RefSeq lists its product as uncharacterized. The record is from RefSeq and is a predicted model, not a curated record. The transcript has a single exon. The coding region runs from base 191 to 700 and encodes 169 amino acids. NCBI's taxonomy places the organism in Eukaryota, Fungi, Mucoromycota, Mucoromycetes, Mucorales, Lichtheimiaceae.